GAGGACCGUCACAUGGCUCCAGAUUUACUGACUUUCUACGUGAUAACCAACUGAAGCAUGGGCAACAUGUACCGAGGAUUAAAUAAAAAUAAGAUUUCGGCCACUUCCGUUUCAUCGUCAAUGCCAACAAAAUACCAAAGAGUGGUGAUAACAAAUCACGAGAAGAAGGGGUUUGCAUCUCAAGCUAGGAGAUUCCCUUCACAAGUGUGUCUGAAUGAAAAUCCAGGACCAGGCAGCUAUGGAUUUAUUUCCAGCACUGAAGUCAAAUGUCCUUCCUUCUCGAAGAAAGGCACCACAGGUUUUGUUGCAUCCAAGACUGCCAGGACCUCCAGUAACCCGCGGAGAGGCCUCCCAGGACCAAAUGCAUACAACCUGCAGAGCACCUUCAUAAACAAGAAUAACUACAGUAUUGGAGUCUCCAGAGUGUUCAGGUUGCCUGUGGCUGUGCAGCUGGAUGGUCCAAAGCACAAAACUCCAGCCCCGAAUCAAUACGAUGUCAGUUGUGAUACUAGAAAGAGCUUGUCCUCAGUGGUUGGUACAUCAGCUUUCCUGUCAAAAACUGGACGCGACCCUUUUAACCCAAACAAAAAUGCUCCAUCCCCGUGCCACUAUGAGGUGAGCGGCCAUUUACUCCAGCACGGCACCAAGGCAGUCUUGUCCCCCUUCAAAUCAAAAACUCAGAGAAUCCCCCCUCAGGUUGACAACCGGGUACCAGGCCCCGGAGCCUAUAGUCCCCAUCAGACCCCUGCACCCGUGAAGAGGACCAUCCUGCCGAGAGGAUAUUAUUUGGCACUAUCAGCACCGGCUCUGAUUGUUCCUAAGGACCCUCCCCUGCCAGGCCCUGGGCAGUAUGACAUCGGGGAUUAUAAUGGCAUGUCUAAGCAUCCCAUGCCCACAGCUGCAUUUGCAUCCAGAACUGAAAGGAUAACCCAAAACUCACAGGCCGACAUGAGGCCAGGUCCAGGUUUCUAUGAUCCACAGAUUUUGCCAAAGCAGUCCUUCUUCUACAAUGACUCCAGAGUCUGGCUUCCCGUAUAAAGCUUUUAAGGAAACCUGCACAGCAGAUAUGUACAUUUUUCACAAACAUGAACUAUCUGUAUCAAAAUGCUUCCAUGCACGGUAUGUGUCUCUGUGUUAAAAUGUACAGGGGUUUAUGUAUCGCUGACAUAUUUGUUCAGUAUUGUUGGUAAA
This is a messenger RNA of Anoplopoma fimbria (sablefish), 1191 nucleotides long. It is a transcript of the gene stpg1, whose product is annotated as sperm-tail PG-rich repeat containing 1. NCBI's taxonomy places the organism in Eukaryota, Metazoa, Chordata, Actinopteri, Perciformes, Anoplopomatidae. The transcript is spliced from 8 exons. The record is from RefSeq and is a predicted model, not a curated record. Gene Ontology annotation, molecular function: chromatin binding; histone binding. Bases 58 to 1038 code for a protein of 326 amino acids. Gene Ontology annotation, biological process: epigenetic programing of male pronucleus. Gene Ontology annotation, cellular component: female pronucleus; germinal vesicle; male pronucleus.